Molecule: messenger RNA, 4887 nt
Organism: Porites evermanni
Lineage: Eukaryota; Metazoa; Cnidaria; Anthozoa; Scleractinia; Poritidae
Source: the annotation of a GenBank genome assembly
AUGCAGUGUGAUCCAAACGCCGGAUGGAAGGAAGCAUUCGGGGAGUCCUUGUCCUAUCCAGAGUUUAAACUAGUGAUCUAUAUGUUGUUUAUCUACAUCCCUGUCCUGUUGUUAGUCAUUCUUUACUCCUUCAUCUUUAUCAAACUCAAGGCACAGGCACACCCAGGUGAACAUUCGUCCAACAUUGAACAACAACGACAAAGAAGAAACAGAAACGUGCUUCAUAUGUCCAUUGCUAUCAUUUCAGUGUUUGUGUUUUGCUGGUUACCAUUCAUUACAAAUGUUUUAAUCGAUAAUUAUCGGAGCAGUUUCAUGUAUUUUUCCUGUAGUUUCUGGCUAUACUUUCAUGUCACCUCUUAUGUAGCUGCCGCUAACUGCGCCUUCAACCCGAUUAUCUGCUUCACUUUUAGUAGAAAUUACCGGCUUGGUCUUAAAAGCCUCAUAAACAGUUCUUCUGGUGUACAGCAGUAAGUUUAAAAAUAUCAGCGCUUGUGAUUAAGUAGUAUGAGCUGAAUAUGUUCAUUGUUUAUCUGCCGUAACGACAAGAAUAGUGACUUGGUGUGUCUCAAUGGUGUAACAUAAGAUUUUGUAACCCAAGUAAAACUUAGAAUAAAUGUAUAGACUCAAAGGAAUAAAAUGGCUCAAUAAAUGACAAGCAAUUUUAUCUUAAGUGGUCUUGUUUUCUGGGUUUUGUUUGUAAAUUUAGGCGCGAUUUAACCAGUUUUACUGACACGAUGGCAGCGGAAGAAAUUUGUGAACAAACGAAUACUUAUUGGUUAUAUAUUAUUGGUUGUUGGUUACUGAUAUGCCAGCCUUAUAACGCCAAAAAGACUUCAUAUAAUCAGUUAAAUAUAAAACCAGUCAAACUUCGCUGAAUGAUUUCAUUAUAAGGUUUGAGUUUGGAAGAUUCAGUGUUAAGUAUGAAAAACAUGGCAAUAUAACACUAGUCUUUGGUUUUUCUAAUAUCAAAUUACUAUGACUCAAACAUUCUGUUGCUUUUAAACAUUUUUUACACAUAUUUGGUACGAAUAAACAGCUUCGUUUCAUUCAGGUUUCGAAAUAUCCCCUUAAUGCUGGGUGACAGAGUUUCAAUUACCAUUCGAGAAACCAAGUACAUUAGUAGUGUGGUUGUUUAUUGCGAGGCUAGUUUCAAAAACUCAUUUGUCGAUCUAAAAGUAAGCGCCUUCAAAAUAACUAAAUAGACAAGAAAUAUCCAAAUAGAAGAAAGUCUAAAUGAAACAGUCUCAGCUGAAAAUAUAUUUAAAGAAGAGACCAAUUAAAAUGAGCACAAAAACUAAAGAGGAGGUGCCAAUUUUAUUAGAGCAGUGCAGCUGACUUCGCUGAAUGAUUUUAUCAGGUUAAAGACGUCACUGUCAAAGCAUGGAAAAUAUAGGAAGAUCACUCUUUUUCUUUUGGAUUUUACUGUAUCAGGUUAAUUUCACUCAAAAUUCCUGUUACUUAUACAGACUUUUUUUCAGCACUGUCGCAAUAAACGAUCAAUGAUUACUCCUGAAGCCUGAACUCCUGUGAUUAGUAAUAGACUUUUUUUCAGACAUAUUUUGCAAGAAUUAACUCUUAUCUUACAAAUUUUUCGAAAUAUCCCCAUAAUACUGGAUGACAGCGUUUACAUAUUAGCAGAAGUUCCGUUUUUUAUCGCGAUGGUAAUUUCAAAGGCAGGAUUUUGAGCUCGAUAAGCUCCAAAAUCAUACUAACGAGUAAAAAAGGAGGAGAAGAGGAAAGAGAGAGGAGGGGGAAAAGGAGGUGAAGAGAGACAGCAAUGGUCUCACCCUUAGUUUUUAUGAUGACUGAAAACAACUGUUAGACAGAAAAGAUUCAUUUGGCGGUAACGUUUUCAAUAAUCCGGAUAGAUAUGCAAAUAGACCCCUUUCGGUUGUGAGGGCAUGCUGGGUAAUCAGGACAGGAUGGUGGGGAAUCGGCAGAAGUUUGUAUGGAAAUUCAGAGUCAACUAAUUCUUCCUACUUGAAUAUAUUCGUUACUUUCUUCUUGCAAACUUUAACUAAUGACCGUAAAGAAACGAUACACUAAAUGUGGAGUGCACAGCAGUCCUUUAACGGUUUUUACAAAAUUUGACAUCUUCCAUACAUUUUCUGUAAUUUUUAUGUUGUCAGCAAAUGUAUGGAAGGACUCAGGUUUUUCAAAAAGCAACAAAGGACUGCUAUGUACUCCAGGUUUAGUGAGUAGCUUCUUUAAUCUCAUUUGUUACAUUUUUUCAAACGGAGAGAGACAAAUGUUUUCAAUUACCAAACUUCUGAUUUUUCCACCAUCUUGUCCUGAUCACCCAUUAUGCCAUCGCACCCGUAAAGGGGUUUAUAGACGAAAAGCUUAAGUAAAAAGUUUCAGAUGAAGACAUUUUAAAAUUAACCCUCGGAUGUACAAGGGAGGGAGGGUGGAUGCCACCCCUGUAAAGUUUUUCUGAGUUUUUUCUUAGAGGGUUAAACAUCAGAUCAGCACCUGACGUUUUCAGUAGCUGUACAUUUUUCCCUCACGCGCACUUUGAGACAAGUUCCAUAGUUCCACUAUACGCAAACACUGGCUAACAAAGGUUAUAAUCACCGGCAUACAUUAGUAAAUUACACCACUGUAAUUAAAUACAACAAGGGUACUUCUACUCACCUGUUGCCUGGCCACAUAGCCUGCGGCCAGGCUCCUUGAUGGGGAAAAAAGCUAGCAGAUAAAGGAGUGAACUUCGCAAAAAAUCGAAGAGCGGUGAAGGUUGGCCUAUUUUGUGCCUGCAUUCUUAGCUGGCUAUUGAGCAUUCGCAGGCCUCAGGCAUAAAUGCCAGACUCCAGAUUUCAUUAGAAAUAAGCCGAGCUCUAUCUUAGUCGUGGCUCUAGUGAAGCUGCCAAAGGGUUUCUUUUAAGAUUAUCAAGAUAUUACUAUAUUUCUAAGUAUAAAAAUGUCAUCCCAAAAUACCUCGAAAACGCACCCAUAGAUUUUGCUCAAACUUCACGAACACCGAGGCAGAUAUUGGACGAACAAGCUUGCGUGAGCCAUUGCAAAAAGAAAUCCCAGUACCGAGAAAUACCGUCAGCAAGUGAAAAAGAAAAUGCCGUCAUUUCGUUGCUAUGAAGACUCUGCUGUCAGCAUAACAUCGGCUCAUACUAAAUUUUCAUCUUUGUCUGAUAAAGCUGUGGUAAUCUUUUUUCCACAUUUUUGUUCAAUAGUAGCCACAUUGUUAAUUCUCAAACUUGGGAUGUAUCCAAACGAGCCACCUUAAAAGAACCUUUUCAUAGAAUAGAUCAAAAAAGGCAAAGUUGUGCUUCAGUGCCCAAAUCAAAAGGAUAAGAAAUCAGAGGAAAAACAAGUUUGGGAAACAGAGUAGAAGAAUUUGGUUAUUUCUAGGAAUGAAUGUACAGAAAAACUUCAAAUAUGUAGCUAGAGCUUAUAAGUUUUGUUUACUUUUCGGAACGUAAUCCCCCUCACACUUUUCUUAAAAAAACUUAUAUAAACGACAGAAAUUAAUUUUAAGCCGCAGAGUGCUAUUUUUCAGACAAUAAAUAACAUUUCGCCUCUUAAAUUUUGACCUCCAUUGUUUGAAUUCUUAAUUGUAUGGUUAAUGAGUCUUUUACAUGACACUGAACAAAGAGUUUGUUAGUUUUGCAUAUUUGUUGCAUGUCUGAAUCCUAAAUUGACCCUAUCACUUAAGAUAAGAUUCAACACACCUGUUUAAAAUUUACUCUAAGCACGUAUUGGUUUUCGGAUAUCCUUUGCAUCCCUUUCUGGACACUUGACCAAAAAAAGGAUUUCUUGCUGGCUUUUUAUUACAAUGCAGUGAGUGCCUUAUGGUUGACAACAUACACAAUACAUAAUACCCGCUCAAUUUAGAAAGGGCUGUGCAGCUGUGCUAAAGCUUCGCAGGGGGGCUUUCAAUGGCCAAUAAACAAGAAAAAAACCAGGAUACGCAAACUACGGAGCAGUUUUUAUUUGAGCCUACUAAACUGCAUGUGUGCAAUCAGUAGUAGUGUAUAAUUCGGAAAGCUAAGCAUGAACUCGACGGCGAACGCAUCAAGCGAGCUUGGGAAGUGCUCCAUUUUGUUUAGUUCCAAAGCUUUUAAUAUCGGAGGAGUCGUUGCCUUGUGUCUGAUCCUUCUUGUUACACUGGCCGGAAAUUCUCUCAUUGUAAUGCUCGUUUAUAAAACGCCAAACUUAAGAAAACCCAUAAAUUAUUUCAUCGCAAACAUGGCCUCGUCCGAUUUGCUGUGUAUACUAUCCAUGUGCCAUUGGAUCCUCGCAAGGUUGAACAUAUCGUGGAUUAUCGGUAGCCAGUUUGGCAAGGCUUUCUGUAAGCUUAUCAGUUUCUUACCAACAGUUUCCUCAUUCGUUUCGAUUCAAAAUCUGAUUCUGAUAGCGGUGGAUCGAUUUGGAGCCGUGGUAUUUCCACUCCGUUCCCCACUCAUCAGAUCCAAGUUGUGCCCCUUCUUUAUUCUCGCGACCUGGGUAGUUGCAGUAGCUGUCAGUUCGCCAUACGUCUUUGCUGCCAAACUGGUUGAAAACUCAGGAAGAAAGCAGUGUGAUCGAAACGCCGGAUGGAAGGAAGCAUUCGGGGAGUUCUCGUCCUAUCAAGACUUCUUAGUAGUGAUCUAUAUGUUGUUUAUCUACAUCCCUGUCCUGUUGUUAGUCAUUCUUUACUCCUUCAUCUUUAUCAAACUCAAGGCACAGGCACACCCAGGUGAACAUUCGUCCAACAUUGAACAACAACGACAAAGAAGAAACAGAAACGUGCUUCAUAUGUCUAUUGCUAUCAUUUCAGUGUUUGUGUUUUGCUGGUUACCAUUCAUUACAAAUAUUUUAAUCGUUAAUUAUCGGAGCAGUUUCUUAUAUUUUCCUGUAGUUUCUGGCUUUACUAUCAUGUCACCUCUUAUGUAG